Entamoeba invadens IP1 is the source of this 1074-nucleotide messenger RNA. RefSeq lists its product as hypothetical. The record is from RefSeq and is a predicted model, not a curated record. Gene Ontology annotation, biological process: ribosomal large subunit assembly; rRNA processing. The coding region runs from base 1 to 1074 and encodes 357 amino acids. Gene Ontology annotation, molecular function: rRNA binding. The transcript is spliced from 3 exons. NCBI's taxonomy places the organism in Eukaryota, Evosea, Mastigamoebida, Endamoebidae. Gene Ontology annotation, cellular component: preribosome, large subunit precursor.
AUGCCUCGAACAUAUAAGCAAACGUACAGCCAAAAGCGAGCCAAGAAGAAAGAAGAGAGUCUCAAAAAGGCUGAGAAGCUCAAAGCGAACGAACUUGAAUAUAGAAGAACACCAAAGUCCUUUGUCAUUCGAAGAGGACGUAUCGGGAAAAUAGCGCGUGAUUUGGUGAAGGACACAAGAUACUUGAUGCUUCCAAAUACAGCUAUCAACUUGAGAGAAAGAGCUUCUAAUACCGUCAACGAACUUAAAAUGGCGGGUCUUGAAAUGUGUGUGUCACACUUCUUGGUGUACUCAUCUGCGUCGACUGGUCUUCACUUGAGAAUUGCGAAGUUGCCCAGAGGACCGACCUGCUUAUUUAAAGUUGAAGAGUACUCUCUCAAGAAGGAUCUUCAAGCGGCAAACAACCUCACGUUAUCACAGACUUCGUAUGUCAUGAGACACCCCCCACUGCUCAUUUUGAACGGAUUCAAUAAAGGCGGGGAGGAGAUGAAAACGGUCAGGACUGUACUUCAAAUGAUGUUCCCACCUAUUCAAGCGUCUGUGGCAAGACUUCAUCAAUUUAGAAGGGCAAUGUUGUUCUCAUACGACGAGAAGACGGGACUUAUUGAUCUGAGGCAUUACCUCAUCAAAACAAGACAAGCACAUGAAAAACAAAGAAAAGAAGAAGAAGAAGAAGAAGACGAAGAUAUACCAGAAGACAAAGUUGUGUUGCCAAUAAAUGAAGAUGGCAAGGAAAACAUCAUGAAGAAGAAAACACUUGUGAAAUUGGUGGAAAUUGGGCCACGGAUGACCCUGAAAUUGUUGUCUAUAUUGAGCGACUUUUUGCGAGGAAGAAUAGUAUAUAGAUUGUAUGACUACGACGACGACGAAAAGUGGAUGAAAGACAACGCAGAAGUGUUCCAACAAGCGAAACAGGAGUAUGUCGAGAACAAGGAGAAGAGAAAAGAAAAAGAGAAGAAAAAGAGAAUGGACAUGGAGAAGGACAAACAACGAAUGGAGGAGGAUAGUGAAAAUGAUGAAGACGAUGUGUUUUAUGAUGACGAAGAACUUAUGAAGAUGGAGGAAGACAAUUGA